ACUCUCCCAGUAACUCCGCCCUCUUCACAAUCAAGUUGAUAACAGAAGAAACAUGCCUUACUGUUAUCUACUAACAAUGUGGACCCCAACAACAGAAGAAGGUAAUAUUGAGCCUCUCUAGUUGGCGGACUAACCUCCUGCAAAUGAGCCAAAGCUGUCACACCUAACAAACCAUGCCCUCUGUAACACUAAGAAUCUUUGGCAAACUCUCCAACCUACGCCCCCUGGCCCAAAUCCGCACGAUCCACGCCCAAUAGUGCUCGCAUGUCAUCCUCCAGUGACAUCUUCUCUAACUACCUCAGAUCCACUGCCAUCGCCUCUUCCUCAACCGAAAUGUCAAGGGAUGUGCACCACGUCGUGAAGGAGGAUCGUCAUCUCUCCAAACGACAUGUGGAAGGUGUUGGUAUCCGACUGCCACCUCUUCACAAAUGCCGAUAUGAGAGCAGUGUCCAGCUCGCUCUGAAAGGUGAUAUCUACGGGGUGAGAAAGGCCCGAUGUCUCUACAGUACCCAAGCAUGAUAAUAUGAGAUCUCGUAACCCCGUAGAAUGUGCUGAAGCGUCGUACUCCUAUUGUAGCAAGUGAUCACCCCUCUAUCAGUCUAUCCCGUGUAAAGACGGUGGGCAACAUGCACAAGAAAACUACGGAGCAAACACGGGUCACUCAGCCCUCCAACACACGGUCUUCUAAGCUCCUAGGCCUCUCUCACAUCAGCAUUACCCCAUCUGGCCCUCACCGGGUUGUGGAGCUCUGUAGAAACGCCCCGCGUGGUCUCUAUAAAUCUCAGUAAUGACGUGUGAUGAUUCGCUGGCGGUACCUCUAUCUCUCAUCAGAUUGCCUCGUGGAAUGCAAUCCUCAGCAGCAUCUGACUCAUACUACUCAGACUCAUCGUCAAUCUCGUCUAAAGUCUCAAACGGUGAAGUAUGAUGAUCCACCGUCCCAAAGCUGUGACUGGAAUGACCUCUACUACCAACCAUACUAGCCAACUGAAAAUUAAACUGAGGAAAGCCAUCUUCCCUCAAUCUCAUCGGUGGCUCUAACUGAUGUGGUUGUGGCUCAUUCUCAGGCUCUGACUGCUCUCCCAACCUAUCUCUACGCUUUGACUUCUUAUUAUUUCUAUAUUUCUAUCACUCAUACUAAUGUUACGCCCAUCAAAUCUCCACAAUUUCUUUCCUCUUCCUCCAACAUCAGCACCUGACGCCAUCUCUAAACAUAGUAAAUAAUUAUAUAUUAAUUUCUCAUAAUAAAUUAAUUUUUGAGCAAUGUAUUCACAAUUUUUUACCAUAGACUAAUUAUGAUACAUACAACUUAUUAACUAAUUAAUUUAGUUAGAUAGUUAUUUCACUAAAUACGAUAGACUAUUAUUUUAUGAAAUACAAAAUGUAGUCUUUGCUACUUUAAUUAAAUACACAAUUAUUUAGACUUAUAUAAAAUCAAUAUAAUAAAUAGUUAUUUAACUAAUAUUAAAUACUAAUUAUUCAACUAACUAAUUUACCAAAUUGAACAUUUGAAAAUUUAAAUAGAAGAUUUGUCCAUAAUCGAAAAAUCGAAUAUUUUCACAAUUAAAUACUCAUUAUUUAACUAAUAAUUAAAUUUCUGUAAUUUGUUCACAAUGUUAUAUCUUUUUAACUAUUGGAAAAUUGAAGAUUCAGACAAUUAAAUAAUUAACAAAUUACAAACACUAUUUAAUAUCACUAUUUUACAUUUACGAUUUAGUAACUAACAAUUAAAUACUAAUUAUUAUAUUAACAAUCUAAAUAUUACUUAAAUAUUAUUUUUUACUAAAAAUAAAAAUAUAAUCAGUUGGAAUGGUCAGCCUGUAGCCUAAUCGGUCUGGUCCGUACAGGUGGACGGCGUCCGACCCGUCCGGCGACCAUCGCUUCUAUCAGUUACCGGCGGGAACCCAAAAAUAUUUCUAAGUCGGCGACGGCGACGGCGACGAUAAUUGACGCGGGGUGGGCGGCUGCGGUGGUGGGCUCGCGACAACUGCAGUGGUUGGUGGCUGGCGGCGGAGGUGCAAGGUAGACGGCGACAGAGUGUGGUGGACGGCGGCGGAGUUUCAGUCGGGCGGCGGAGAUCUGUGGGAAGGAGCAGCAGAAGUGGGAGAGAAGGGAAGGGAGGUGAGGGGUUGGGUUGGGUUGGUUUGGGCUGGGGGUAGAUAAGUUCAGGAUUUUAAAUUAGAGAAGGGGCAAAUUCGUCAUAUUUUUUGUAACUACGGGCGGCAAAUAGUAAAAGUACAAGCGGCAAAUAUCGAUUCACUAGAUUUAGACUUCUAAAUAAAAUAAUAUCCUUUUAAUCAGUUUAAUUAAAAAAUAAAAGUUAAAUGUUGAU
Linum trigynum is the source of this 2329-nucleotide messenger RNA. Lineage: Eukaryota; Viridiplantae; Streptophyta; Magnoliopsida; Malpighiales; Linaceae. The record is from the annotation of a GenBank genome assembly.